Molecule: messenger RNA, 1311 nt
Organism: Drosophila busckii
Lineage: Eukaryota; Metazoa; Arthropoda; Insecta; Diptera; Drosophilidae
Product: zinc finger Ran-binding domain-containing protein 2
Exons: 3
Coding region: 354-1193 (279 amino acids)
Biological process (GO): RNA processing
Molecular function (GO): RNA binding; lipopolysaccharide binding
Source: RefSeq, a predicted model, not a curated record
UUCCCUUCCCACAUACAGCCGUUGAAGUGUCUGGGAAGAACUUAAAAUUAUUGCAAAUCCAUCCUAAAGUUAAAUUAUUCAUGUUCGAAGAUCAACUUAAAUCUUUUAAUAACCAAACUGCAGAUGUCUGGUGACUACAGUCAGACAUUUUCCUUUUUACCCUGCUACCAACGCUACAGCCACCGCCACAUAAAAUUUAUAUUUGUGGAAACUUUAAAUUGAAAACAAACUCUAUGCACAUCAAUUGUGUACAGUUUUUGUUUAUUUAAUGUCAGCAAAGCAACCGCUCGGCAUUUUAGAGACAUUUUUAUAGCCGCCAAGACACCAUUUGCAGUGCACAAACGAGCUUUCAAAUGUCCAAUAGUGGGGGUGUCGCCAGCGUCGGCGUCUCAUCUGGGGAUUGGAUAUGUUCAGAUAACGAAUGUCGCCAUCUGAAUUUUGCUCGUCGCCUGCAGUGCAAUAAAUGCAAUCGCGAGCGCGCCGACGGCGAUAAACCAGAACGAGAGCGUGGAAAUGAAUGUGGAAGCACCAGCGGCGGCAGCUCUAGCAAAAAGAAGUUGGGCACAGAAAUUGGAAAACUAGCGGCAGACAAGUCACGUGGUCUGUUUAGCGCCGAGGAUUGGCAGUGCAGCAAAUGUGCCAAUGUGAACUGGGCGCGUCGACAGACCUGUAAUAUGUGCAAUGCGCCCAAAUUUACAGAUGUGGAGGAGCGUACAGGCUUUGGCGGCGGCUACAAUGAUCGUGGCGUGGUAGAGUAUAAGGAGCGUCAAGACUCUGAUAGCGAAUACGACGAGUUUGGCCGGCGAAAGAAACGUAAAAGUCACGAGAAAAACAGCGAUGAUGAUUGCAAGCGUCAGCGACGCACCAAUAUUGAACCUGAUGAAGAUGAAGAUGAUGACGAUGGUGACGGUGAUUUAUCCAAAUAUGACCUAUGGGGCGAUAGCGAAGCAAUCUCCUGUAAUCCAUCGACAAAGCCAAUGGACAAUGGCAGCGGGGAUAGCAGCAAAAGAGACUCGCGUGACUCUACGUCAUCUGUUUCAUCGUCCAGUUCAUCCAGCUCGUCCAGUUCCAGUGACACAUCGUCCAGCAGCACAACCAGCAGCUCCAGCAGCCGCAGCAAUAGCUCGCAUCAUAAGCGUGGAAGACAAUGUACGCCCACACGCUCGCGAUCAUCGGAGCGCAUACGUCGCUAGAAAACAUUUGAUCGAAUUUGCUUGACGCAGCAUACUAUUCCCAUACUAUUUAUUUAUUCUUUUAAGCCUCACGAAUUUUAUGGCGCAUAUCUGCCCAUAGAUUUCUAUUAAGCAUUAA